Messenger RNA from Zea mays, 1653 nucleotides. Its product is annotated as tubulin beta-7 chain-like. Gene Ontology annotation, cellular component: microtubule. Gene Ontology annotation, biological process: microtubule-based process. Gene Ontology annotation, molecular function: GTP binding; GTPase activity; structural constituent of cytoskeleton. Bases 58 to 1395 code for a protein of 445 amino acids. The record is from RefSeq and is marked validated. The transcript is spliced from 3 exons. Lineage: Eukaryota; Viridiplantae; Streptophyta; Magnoliopsida; Poales; Poaceae.
CGUCUCCCCCAAACCCCACCUCCUCGCCGGAACCCUAGCCCCCGCCGACGCGGCGCCAUGAGGGAGAUCCUCCACAUUCAGGGCGGACAGUGCGGUAACCAGAUCGGUGCGAAGUUCUGGGAGGUGAUCUGCGACGAGCACGGCAUCGACCACACCGGCAAGUAUGCCGGCGACUCCGACCUCCAGCUCGAGCGCAUCAACGUCUACUACAACGAGGCCAGCGGCGGCCGCUUCGUCCCGCGCGCCGUCCUCAUGGACCUUGAGCCCGGCACCAUGGACUCCGUGCGCUCGGGGCCCUUCGGCCAGAUCUUCCGCCCCGACAACUUCGUCUUCGGCCAGUCCGGCGCCGGCAACAACUGGGCCAAGGGCCACUACACCGAGGGCGCCGAGCUAAUCGACUCCGUGCUGGACGUCGUGCGCAAGGAGGCCGAGAAUUGCGACUGCCUCCAAGGGUUCCAGGUCUGCCACUCGCUGGGAGGAGGUACUGGUUCAGGAAUGGGCACCCUGCUCAUCUCUAAGAUCAGGGAGGAGUACCCGGAUCGGAUGAUGUUAACAUUCUCUGUUUUCCCGUCGCCCAAGGUGUCUGAUACUGUAGUGGAGCCCUACAACGCAACGCUCUCUGUUCACCAGCUCGUUGAGAACGCAGACGAGUGCAUGGUGCUCGACAACGAGGCUCUCUAUGACAUCUGCUUCCGCACGCUCAAGCUUUCCACACCAACCUUUGGUGAUCUCAACCACCUCAUCUCUGCAACAAUGAGUGGUGUUACAUGCUGCCUUCGUUUCCCUGGUCAGCUGAAUUCUGACCUUCGGAAACUUGCAGUGAACCUGAUCCCCUUCCCGCGCCUGCACUUUUUUAUGGUUGGAUUCGCUCCACUGACCUCACGGGGCUCCCAGCAGUACCGUGCCCUCACUGUGCCAGAGCUGACCCAGCAGAUGUGGGACUCCAAGAACAUGAUGUGUGCUGCUGACCCUCGCCACGGUCGCUACCUCACGGCAUCUGCUAUGUUCCGUGGGAAGAUGAGCACCAAGGAAGUGGAUGAGCAAAUGCUGAACGUGCAGAACAAGAACUCUUCCUACUUUGUGGAGUGGAUCCCUAACAAUGUGAAGUCGAGUGUGUGCGACAUCCCACCCAUCGGCCUGAAGAUGUCCUCCACAUUCAUCGGCAACUCGACCUCCAUCCAGGAGAUGUUCCGCCGCGUCAGCGAGCAGUUCACUGCCAUGUUCAGGAGGAAGGCCUUCUUGCAUUGGUACACGGGUGAGGGCAUGGAUGAGAUGGAGUUCACUGAGGCAGAGAGUAACAUGAAUGACCUGGUGGCCGAGUACCAGCAGUACCAAGACGCCACAGCUGAGGAUGAGGAGUACGAGGAGGAAGAAGAGGAAGAUCCUGCUGCCUAAGCCAUCAUCCCAAGUGCUUGGUAAAGAUAUGAUGUCCCUUGUAUCGCUGCUAGUCAGCACUGAGUCGUUUGAGGUGCUCGUGGUGAUGUUAGGUACUAGAUGGGUGUCAUUACUUAUGAAUGCGAUGUUGCUGUGACAGAACUGCAUUUCCUUUUGUACUAUGGUUGUCCAAGUUGUCAUUACCAUGAUGUGAGGUAGCUUAACUGGUUGUUGCUAUACCUUAUGCAGCAUUUUGCUGAAGUUAUCACCAUGAGGUGA